AUGGUAAAUUCUUUUGGAUAUAUGAACUAUCAAAAGAUCUCAUCAUGGCUUGCUUGCAUAAAAUUGAAUACUUGUUCCAUUCAGAGAGCUUUGAGCACAAAAGCAGUUGCUUCUCAGCAGAAGGCAAUGUUGGAUCGGAUUAUACGUGUUGACCAUGCUGGAGAGCUGGGAGCUGAUAGGAUCUAUGCUGGCCAGUAUGCAAUACUGAAAAGGACAACUGAUGGACCUCUCAUAAAGGAAAUGUGGGAGGAAGAGAAACUACAUAGAGAAACAUUUGAGAAAUUAAUGAUUCAAUACAGAAGUCGUCCAACUGCACUUCUUCCAAUUUGGAAUGUUGCUGGUUUUAUUUUAGGUGCUGGUAGUGCUUUAAUAGGAAAAGAGGCUGCAAUGGCAUGCACUGUCGCUGUUGAAGAUGUCAUUGGAGAUCAUUACAACUCACAAAUUCGAGAACUAUUUGAAGAUGAUCCAGAAAAGCAUGAAGAACUUCUAAAGAUAAUUAAACAAUUUAGAGAUGAUGAAAUGCACCAUUAUGAAACUGGUCUGGAACACAAUGCAGAGCAGGCACCAUUUUACAAUACCCUGACCCAAGUGAUAAAGAUUGGCUGUAAAGGAGCUAUUUGGUUAUCUGAAAGAAUCUAG
This is a messenger RNA of Acanthosepion pharaonis, 639 nucleotides long. NCBI's taxonomy places the organism in Eukaryota, Metazoa, Mollusca, Cephalopoda, Sepiida, Sepiidae. The record is from the annotation of a GenBank genome assembly.